Aspergillus tanneri is the source of this 441-nucleotide messenger RNA. Its product is annotated as GFA family protein. Gene Ontology annotation, molecular function: carbon-sulfur lyase activity. The transcript is spliced from 2 exons. Lineage: Eukaryota; Fungi; Ascomycota; Eurotiomycetes; Eurotiales; Aspergillaceae. The coding region runs from base 1 to 441 and encodes 146 amino acids. The record is from RefSeq and is a predicted model, not a curated record.
AUGACAGACAAUAUCAGCAUCAAAGGAUCCUGUCUCUGCAAGGCAGUUCGAUAUGAACUGCGCGGAGACCCCUUCAACAAAGUGCUAUGCUUCUGCAACCAUUGCCGCAAGGCGUCAGGUACGCUCAGUAUGGCAAACAGCUGGUACAAGAAAGAUGCCUUGACAAUUACAAAGGGUGACACCCUCCGAUCAUAUCAAGCUACUUCAUCGGAUUCCCCAGCGACGCUGGAACGCUCGUUCUGUGGCCAGUGUGGGUCGCCUAUCAUGCUGCAGAAUCAAACAGAGUACCCUGACCUGGUUGUUAUUACCACGGGCACGAUGGAUGGGGGGUCAGUUCAAGAGUGGAAGCCGCAGAUGGAGCUCUACUGUAGACGUAAACCUGGUUGGUUACAGACUCCGGAUGAGACCAAGAAGUUUCAGGGGGGAUUGGGGCAAGAGUGA